Messenger RNA from Eutrema salsugineum, 1455 nucleotides. RefSeq names its product la protein 2. The transcript has 11 exons. The record is from RefSeq and is a predicted model, not a curated record. Gene Ontology annotation, cellular component: nucleus. The coding region runs from base 69 to 1301 and encodes 410 amino acids. Gene Ontology annotation, molecular function: mRNA binding. Lineage: Eukaryota; Viridiplantae; Streptophyta; Magnoliopsida; Brassicales; Brassicaceae. Gene Ontology annotation, biological process: RNA processing.
GUCGCCUUGAAUAGCUCUUCCCCCUUUCUCAACUUUCUGUCCCCUUCCUCUUCCAAAUUCCCUCUUCAAUGGCCUCCUUCAACGACGAAACCGCCAACAAGUUGAUUACCCAGGUGGAGUUUUACUUCAGUGACAGUAAUCUACCCAGAGACGAUUUCCUCAGAAAGGAAGUCACCAAGAGCAAAGAUGGCCUGGUUAGUCUGCCUCUGGUUUGUUCCUUCUCUCGUAUGAGGAAUCUCCUUGGGCUCGGUAACAUCAGACGCGAAGACAUCCCUAAGAGAAUAGUUGAGGGAGUAGCUAAUCUCUUGCGGACUUCUGAUUUUCUUAAAGUCUCCGCCAAUGGUCUAAGGAUCGGGAGAGGAACAAAACUCUCCAAGCCGGAGGAGGUGCUUGAACAAGUCCACAGAAGAACCGUUGCGGCAUCUCCUUUUGAGUACAGCAUAAAGAUGGAGGAUGUGGCAUCUUUCUUCUCCCAAUAUGCCAAGGUGAACAGUGUGAGGCUACCUCACCACAUCGGAGAUAAGCGACACUUUUCUGGCACUGCUUUGAUUGAAUUCUCGUCUGAACAAGACGCUGAAGCUAUUUUGAGGCAGACCUUGGUCUAUGCCGGCGCUGAUUUAGUAUUAAUACCAAAGAUUGAUUUUGACCGUCGAAGAGAGACUGCGAUCAAGACACUCGGAAAAUCAGGGUCAAGUCUUACUGAUUCCUCCCACAACGAAUUCCGCAGAGGUCACGUUGUCCAAUUUACACUGAAAAGAAUAGCCAACGGAGUAAUAAAUAAAGAGAAACCCAAGAGUCUGGAAAAUGAAAUCAGAGGGAAGGAAGAUAUGGCAGGCAAUGCUGAGAAACUGCAAGGAAAGGAUAAAAAGAAGGAAAGCAGAGAUUUGGUGGCGGAUAAUUCAUGUGCUAGCUUGUGCACAGAGAGCGGAGAGAAGGUAGACAAGGCUGAUCAACUUGUCGUUCCCCCGUCGGUUAACAGCGAUUCUGUUGGCCCUGAGGUUCUCAAGGAUGUUUUUCAAAGAUUUGGCAGCGUUAAGCACAUAGAAUGCUCUGGUGGAUUGGAUUCGGGUUACGUAUGUUUCAUAGAUUCAGAAACAGCUAUGAAAGCUCGUGCGGCGGCACAGUUUGUUGGAGGUUUAGUUGUGAAGAAUAAAUUCUCAGUUGCCCUGGAAGCAGUGAAUGGUGAGAUGGAGAGGGAGGUGUGGAAAAGACUAUCAUCAGCUGAGCGGGAAGGAGGAGGGAAAGAAGAAGAUGACAAGAAGGAGAAAACCAAAGCCAAGAAGGCUGGAAAGGAGCCCUAAUUACAUAGGACAUAGGACAUAAAAUCUGCUAAGGUUUGCUCUUUGCUGGAUGCACCACAUAGGACAUAAUCUAUAUUUUUUUUUUAGGUUCAGAUGAUUCUCUCUACAAAACAUUUUUUUUAGCUUCACUUGAAAACCAACAUUAAUGUCGUCU